Pseudomassariella vexata is the source of this 812-nucleotide messenger RNA. RefSeq lists its product as uncharacterized. Lineage: Eukaryota; Fungi; Ascomycota; Sordariomycetes; Amphisphaeriales; Pseudomassariaceae. Bases 48 to 509 code for a protein of 153 amino acids. The transcript has a single exon. The record is from RefSeq and is a predicted model, not a curated record.
GAUCCGUGACCCAGGCACCCACGGGCCAUUCGUUGCAUCCAUCACUAAUGGCGGCGAUAUUGAUAGCUGACGUUCCACAAGGAAACCAACAGACGCAAUCCUCCGACAUAUAUCCGGAUCUAUUACAUAUAUCAAUCAAAAUAGGGACCCGAUUUCCCAACAAAAAACAAUCGCGGUCUAGAGAAGCUUCGAUGUGGCUCGUGGUUCGCUUGAGCGAUCUGUCUAGAUCUCGAGGGCCUAUAAUCGUGACCGAAGGGCGAUGUUGCCAAAUCAAACAGUGCGCUUACAGGCGGCAAAGCCUUGUGAAGCUGGGACAGGUACCAGGGACGAUUCCCAUCCAAGUUAAUGGAAAGAAAUAUUGGUGCAAUUGGUCAUGGAUCUUCUCACCAUAUUUUCAGUCAGCUCAUGGCACGCUGCCUUGUGGAACACAGCAGGUGAUAGUGUAUGUCCGAGCUCAAGUAGCGGCCCCUCAUGUCAGAGGGAUCGAGGUGGAGAUGCUAAUUGCCUGAGGGAGACUGCACCUGUUAGAUGCGGCGAGUUUGCGUGAAAUGGAAAUGUGUUUCACGGUGUGACCAACGGUGUGACCAACGGCGUUGCCUGGGACGACUCGUGGCUUCUUUGCCUCCAGUGGCAAGUGGCGAAGUCGUAUAGACAAAAUCUCGAGUAUAUGUGAGAGCUGGCGGCGCCGCUGAACCAAAGGCAUAUAUCAACUGCUUGUCGACAUACUUCUUGGACUGAUACUCGGUACACCGCCCAGCUCUAUCACGUCAACUUGCCCUUUUGUUAUCUUUCGCAGCCAAUUGUUUGACGAG